UCCCAAACAUGUCACACUCUGGUUAGCUGAAGCUGUGAAAUUGUUCUAGGGUUUACUGAAACAAUGGAUCCUCAAUCAAUCAGCACCGAAGAAAACUGGAAGGCGAAUCCGAUGGAGCUCUCUGAGGAGAUUCGAUCUACCGGUUCGAAGAAGCGCAAGGCGGAGGAUGAUGGUGGCUCACCGCAGUCCCCGCUGGAUGAUUUCGUAGAUGAUGAUGAUGACAUGAUGGAGUACGAAGAAGAAGAAGGUGGUGGUGGUGAUGGUGAUGGGGAGGCAAGCGAUGUGUCUAGCCGCGAGGAGGGCCAAGAAUGGGACGUUGAUAGCUUCGACGAUGGAUUCGAUUACAGACCCAAAAGGAAUCUGGAUCCCAACGAUGAGUUAGGUCAAAAGAUGCAUCGAUAUAGAUCUCAGAUGUACCGCAGCAAGGGUUUCGAGGUGGAUAGAGAAAACGACCCUGGGAAUGUGGCGUACCGGCCACUCGGUCCAAUUUAUCUGGAUAAACCAUUUAGGAAUACUGGGCUUACAGGCCGGGAGUUCAUGCAGAACAUGGUGGAUUUGUCUCUAGAAAGAUACAACAGAAUCAAGGGAUCUACUGUGACUUGUGAAUAUAUUGUGAGGGCCAUAGUCGCCCUGGUUGCCGGAGUCAAAUCUUACAUUACUUUCAUGGCUAGAGAGUUUCCAGAUGGUGAUCUGGUCGAGUAUCAAGCUAAGACUGAGAAGAGGGUAUGGCAAAAGAAACCUCAUGUCAUCUUUUGCAGGCCAGCUCCAAAACUCAAAGAUCCCACGGAUGAUGAUUUUGUCUACACGGAUACUUCAAGUGAUGAUGUGGAUAGUGACGCAUCUAGCCGUGGAAGUGGCCAAGAAUGGGAUGUGGAUAGUUUUGACGACCAACCCGAAUACAAACUCCCAAGGGUGAAUAUUCCUUCCGAUGAUGAAGUUGAAAAAAUGCGCCUAUAUAGACAUCUGAUGAGGAAGAGCAAGGGUUUCUACGUGGAUGGAGAAUGCUACUCUGGGAGAAUGCUCUAUUUCUCUCCUGUUGAUCUUGAUAAGAAUGUCGUGCCUUAUGAAGUUACAGGCCGUGAGUUCAUGCAAAACAUGGUAGAUUUGGCUCUGGAAAGAUACAACAGUACCAAGGGAUCCACUGUGACAUGUGAAUAUAUUGUGAGGGCUAAUCUGUCCAAAGUGGGCGGAUUCAAGUCAUACAUAACUUUCAUGGCAAGAGAGGUUCCAGGUGGAAAUCUUGUGGAGUAUCAAGCUAAGACAGAGAGGAAGUUUACGCAAAGGAAAGCUCAUGCCAUCUUUUGCAGGCCAAGUACAAAAUCGAAUGAUUGAUGUUGCUACCGAGGUUAUGAGUUUGUGAUGAACAAGGAAUAUAAUCGUGGAGAGGAGAAACCUAUGUAUUAUUAAAUUUGCCUUAAACUUUUAAUGUAUUAAAUUAUGAAUUUGUCUUAAACGGUUAAACCCAGUUUAGGGUAAGAGUGGGAUAAAUUUGCUACUUUAAUCGGAUUUGAAGAAACACUGAUGUUUAUGAAAAUGGCGUGAAUACUAUUAUUU
Camelina sativa (false flax) is the source of this 1554-nucleotide messenger RNA. RefSeq lists its product as uncharacterized. NCBI's taxonomy places the organism in Eukaryota, Viridiplantae, Streptophyta, Magnoliopsida, Brassicales, Brassicaceae. The record is from RefSeq and is a predicted model, not a curated record.